CCCGAGCAGCAGCGCCCAGUGCAGCCCUCCUUCACCAAGUCUCUCUGUCGUGAGUCGCACUGGAAGUGCCUGUUGCUGUCACUGCUCAUGUACGGCUGCUUGGGAGCCGUGGCCUGGUGCCAUGUCACUACGGUGACUCGCCUCACCUUCAGCAGCGCCUAUCAGGGCAACAGCCUCAUGUACCAUGACAGUCCCUGCUCCAAUGGCUAUGUCUACAUCCCCCUGGCCUUCUUGCUCAUGCUCUAUGCUGUCUACCUCGUGGAAUGCUGGCACUGCCAGGCCCGCCACGAGCUGCAGUACCGUGUGGACGUGGGCAGCGUGCGAGAGCGUGUGGGUCGCAUGCAGCAGGCCACGCCAUGCAUCUGGUGGAAGGCCAUCAGCUACCACUACGUACGCCGCACCCGACAGGUCACCCGUUACCGAAACGGGGACGCCUAUACUACCACGCAGGUGUACCACGAGCGCGUGAACACGCACGUGGCGGAGGCCGAGUUUGACUACGCGCGCUGCGGCGUCCGCGACGUGUCCAAGGCGCUGGUGGGGCUGGAGGGCGCGCCGGCCACGCGCUUGCGCUUCACCAAGUGCUUCAGCUUCGCCAGCGUGGAGGCCGAGAACGCGUACCUGUGCCAGCGCGCGCGCUUCUUCGCGGAAAACGAGGGCCUGGACGACUACAUGGAGGCGCGCGAGGGCAUGCACCUGAAGAACGUGGACUUCCGCGAGUACAUGGUGGCCUUCCCGGACCCGGCGCGCCCGCCCUGGUACGCCUGCCCGUCGGCCUUCUGGGCGGCCGCCCUGCUCACGCUCUCCUGGCCGCUGCGCGUGCUGAGCGAGUACCGCACGGCCUACGCCCACUACCACGUGGAGAAGCUCUUCGGGCUCGAGGGCGGCGGCGGCUCCAGCCCCAGCGGCGACGAGCCCCUGCCCGCGCUCACGCACCGCCUGCCCCGGGUCAACACGGUGGACAGCACGGAGCUGGAGUGGCACAUCCGCUCCAACCAGCAGCUGGUGCCCAGCUACUCCGAGGCCGUGCUGAUGGACCUGGCCGGGCUGGGGACGCGCUGCGGCGGGGGCUACGCGCCCUCCUGCCGCUACGGCGGCGCGGGGGCCGCGGGGGCCGCCCCGUACCGCCGCAGCUGCGAGCACUGCCAGCGCGCCGUCAGCAGCUCGUCCAUCUUCUCGCGCAGCGCGCUCAGCGUCUGCGCCAGCCCCCGCGGCGCGGGCGGGCCCGGGGGCCCGGGGGGCGGCGCGGGCGGCGGCGGCAGCCGCUUCUCGCUGGGCCGCCUCUACGGCUCCCGCCGCAGCUGCCUGUGGAGGAGCCGCAGCGGCAGCGUCAACGACGCCAGCUGCCCCACGGAGCAGACGCGCCUCUCCAGCCAGGCCAGCGUGGGCGGCGGCGACGACGAGGACGAGGACGAGGACGAGGAGGGAGGGCCCCCGCCGCCCUACCACGACGCGCUCUACUUCCCCGUGCUCAUCGUGCACCGGCAGGAGGGGUGCCUGGGCCACAGCCACCGGCCGCUGCACCGCCACGGCUCCUGCGUGGAGACUUCACUGUGACCCUUCCCUCCCCCGGCCGCCGAGAGGGCGGGGCGGCCUUCCCGCCACACUGUCCGAGGGACCCCAAGCCGAGGCGCGCUGGGGGGGGGGGGGGGGGGAUGUGUGCGUGUGUGUGUGUGUGUCUGCGCGGGGGAGGGGAGACCGACCCAGGAUCCAGAACCAUCCCGGCCAAAGCGGCCCCUCCGACCCCGGGCAAACCCUGGCUUUCCAAGGGCAUUAAGCGGCGAAGCCUCACCCGAAUGGGCUUGGGACCCAGCCUUUCCCCAGCUCUUCCGACUGUUACAUGGGGUCCCGGAUCUCCCCCUUCCGCUCGCUCCCCCACCCCCUCCCCUGUGGGCCUCCUCCGGGGCCUUAGGCCCGAAAGAAAGGGCUUCCCCUCCCCCGCCCUCCCCUUUGGGGUCCGAGAACUCGGCGGAAGGAAAGGGUUCCCGAGUGGAUGUGAGUGGGUCUCAGCACUCUGGACAUCCCUCCUUCAAUUCCAUGGGAAAUUCUGAGAUCCCCCCUCUCUGGCCGCUUCCCGCCCUCCCCCACCCCAGGCCGUCUCUUUUCUGCCCCUCUCUCUCCUCGAAACCCCCUGUUUGUCUUUGUGGCCCCAGGAGUCCCGGUCCCCAGAGGGACGCUCCUCCCAAAGACAUUUCCUACCUUUGGAUCUCUUUCUUUGGCCCUGCAGGAAUGAGACCCACUAGUAGGGAGAGAGGGCAGCUGGGUUCCUUUCCUAAGUCCUUUGGGCUUCCAUUUCUCCCCCUGGGACAGAGGUCCGAGGCCUUCCCUAGAGGGGAAGGCUGAGUGGGCGAGACCCGGGAUGCUGGCCAGGAAGGAGGGCAGAACAAAGCAUCUGGGCUGAGAGGGCUUACAGGGAGAGGAGCCAGAAGAGAGGAGGGUGUCGUUUUGAGGGAAGAACCUGGACCAGGAUGGAGAGGGGAGGAGCUGGGCUUCCUUUUGUGCCCGAGCUGACAACUUUGUCCUAAGCCUAAAUUGGAGAAAUGCUGGAUUCCAAUGUUUGGGGGCUCUUCGGGAUAUAUUUAUACCCAAUCCCAGGCACCCCUAGCCCUACGAGCUCGGGUCACUGCUGUAUAUCCUCGGUUCCCUUAAGGCAGCAACAAGCCCUGCCCCCGUUUUAUUCUCCUGCUGUCGGUAGCUUAGCAGCCUUUCAUUCCUGCUGCUCCUAGACUCUAUUCACUAACCUGGUCCUUGAGUGCGAAAGGGCCCCAGCACUUCCUGUGUCUGGUGUUUCAGCCUGCAUGUCUGUGUGCUACCCUCUCCUCCCAAGUGUCUGUCCCCCGCUCAGCUCACCUCGGCUGAUCUAGAGAGGCAGAAGCAGUCCGGACAUGAGUUACUGUAGGUCUUGAACUAGAACUUCCUUUCCCUUGCUUUCUCCCAUCUCCCUCAGAGGACACCUAGAGGUAGCGCCCCUUCCCCCCGCCUUGGGCCCAGCAAUGUCAGUGCCCCCUCAUUGUGGCCUCCACCUAUGCAACAUCAUUUCUGUCCCCAUAUCCCUCCUCACUGGAGGCUUGGGGAAGGACAGAUUCAGGAGGCACGGUUUCUGAGCAGCUUUUCUAGGUGUUAGAGCCUGGCUCUGAUUAGAUGGGUGUGUGGGCAUGUGCCUGUGUGUAUGCAUCGAGGGCUGAGAGGCCAUCCACUAGGUUUCUAUGGGAACUGUUCUCCCCAUCUUUCCCCCAUUGUCCAACCCACAGUCAACCCACGUCUGUACCCCCUUUCUCCUCCUGUCCCCUUGGUCUGAGCCAUCUCUUCAUCCCACCUAGAAGACAUGUCAGAUCUAGGUGGAGAGGCAGAGGAUUCUCUCCCCCCCCCCCCCAUACACUUCAUGGCCAGUCCCAUCCCCUUCUUUGUUGCACCUACUGUCAACUCGUGAAACAUCUUGUUUCUUCAGAAGGAAGGGAAAAAAACCAUUACACCCAUUCUCCUCAGAGAGGGCCUGAGUGGUCAUGGUGGAAAUGUAGAAUGCCCUUUGUCUGGAGCUGAGCCAAGCAAAGGGCAUCAGGACCUGGGCCUCUCAUUCCUUGCCUGUAUCCACCCCCCGCCUGGGGGGACACACACAUACAUACACACACAAAAAGGCAGACUUAGAGAAAUGAAUACUUUGGUUCUUGCUUGGUGAAUCUGAUUGGCAGGAGAAAUUCAAACCAGUGAAAUUAAUUAAUCUCUAAAAUUAAACCUUACACUGAAUGUUCUCAUUCCUCUGAUGAGGAAGUCUGCUAGCAGCACACACACAUGCACACCCACACAUUCACACUUGCACAGAGAUGGAACCGAACUCACAGAGGCAGGCACCCAGAUGGGCCGGGCUGCGGGACUCCCCCAUGCACACUCCCCACUGGUGCUCUGCUAGUCGCCGGCUGGGUGGCAGGCAGCUCCAGCCGUGCCUCCUCCAACGCCCUGCUCUGGGGCCUUGCCCGACUGACACAUCGGCGGCUUUCUGUCCGGGAGGGAGCUCACCUUUGUCUGGGCUUCCAGGACUGGGCGACAGGGUAACAGGAUGGGGAAGACUGUCAUUUCUCCAUUAGUUUCUUUGACAAAUACCAGGAGAGGCAGGAAGGGAAGAGCUUGUCUGUUUCCCAGCCCUCCCCACAACACAGGGUAGGUAGGUAGAGUGGUGGCAACCCUGGGAAGAGGGAGGUAGUGGGAUGCAGGCAUUUACUAGCUACACAUAUGGGGGAACAUCUGGAAAGCUCAGUGUGGUGGGGAUGAGGGCUAGGGGCUUCGGGGGGGGGUUAGGACAGUACUCUGUCUAUUGGGUGCAUCACGCUGUGGCCUUUUUGUAAAGGAUCUCCAAGUGAAAAGAUUGUACAAACCAAACGUGGAAAAAAUAAAGUUUUCAGAUGACUCACUGACUUCCCUCAA
Sarcophilus harrisii (Tasmanian devil) is the source of this 4419-nucleotide messenger RNA. RefSeq names its product transmembrane protein 151B (gene TMEM151B). The transcript is spliced from 2 exons. The record is from RefSeq and is a predicted model, not a curated record. Lineage: Eukaryota; Metazoa; Chordata; Mammalia; Dasyuromorphia; Dasyuridae. The annotation marks the transcript as partial.